UGCAUACGUAAAUUUCCCAGGAGAAACACAUACCACCAAUAUGCAUGCAAAGAUGGGCAAGCUGCAGGCUUGUAAUUGUUUUUCCUUGUCUCUUCUACUUGUUUGUUUUUUUCACUGCACCACAACCUUAGGCCAGCCUGCUCAGGCCCCAGCCUUGCCAGCCGUGGCCCCGGCUAAGCCUGCCGAUGCCCCGGCAUCAUCCCCGACACCACCUGGCCCUCCAGACGUCACCAAAAUCCUCCAAAAAGCCGGCGGUUUCACAAUCCUAAUCCGCCUCUUAAAGAGGACUGCAGUGGCUGACCAAAUCAAAGGGCAACUCAACGAUACAAAGAAUGGCUUUACUCUUUUUGCGCCAACGGAUGCUGCAUUUUCAAACCUUAAAUCGGGCACUCUAAAUUCUCUAAGCGACGAACAAAAGAUCCGUCUCAUACAGUUUCAUACCUUACCCACCUAUUACUCUCUGGCAAACUUCCAAACCGUGAGCAACCCAUUGAGAACACAGGCAGGAGAUACCAACCCUGGAGAUUACCCACUAAAUGUGACCUCAAUGGGAAACCAAGUAAACAUUUCGACCGGUCUUGUCAAUGCCUCAGUGAGCGGUACAGUAUAUUCGGAUAAUCAGCUUGCUGUUUAUCAAAUGGACAAAGUGCUUCUUCCUCUGGACAUUUUCGUCGCAAAGCCUCCGGUACCAGCACCAGCACCGGCCCCAACCAAACCUAAGGCUAAGAAGACGACAGCAAGCAGUCAAGAGAGCAGUACUACCACUACAACACCUACACUGGUUGAUUCUGAUGCAGUGAGAAUCACAGAGCAAGGAGUAUUCGUGGUGUCUGUUGGAGUUUCUGUUUUGGUUGCUGCAUUAUCUAUGCUAUAA
Messenger RNA from Juglans regia (Persian walnut), 874 nucleotides. RefSeq names its product fasciclin-like arabinogalactan protein 12. The coding region runs from base 41 to 874 and encodes 277 amino acids. The transcript has a single exon. The record is from RefSeq and is a predicted model, not a curated record. Lineage: Eukaryota; Viridiplantae; Streptophyta; Magnoliopsida; Fagales; Juglandaceae.